GCUAUAUACCCAAAAUAAUCUCUCUAUAUAUAUAUGCACCAUCUAUUUCAUUUCUAGGGUUAGGGUUUUACUUUGCGGCAGCUUCAACUUCUUCUUCAUCUCAAACCUCUCAAACCCUCGUCGCUGUCGAGCAAUUUCUCUCAGUCACCAUGGGGAAAACACGUGGUAUGGGAGCUGGUCGUAAGCUGAAGUCCCACCGUAGAAGACAAAGGUGGGCCGACAAGUCAUACAAAAAGUCUCACCUUGGUAAUGAAUGGAAGAAGCCAUUUGCUGGGUCUUCCCACGCAAAGGGAAUUGUCCUAGAGAAGAUAGGUAUUGAGGCCAAACAGCCAAACUCUGCUAUUAGGAAAUGUGCUAGAGUUCAACUAAUCAAAAAUGGGAAAAAGAUUGCUGCAUUUGUCCCCAACGAUGGUUGCUUGAACUACAUUGAAGAAAACGAUGAGGUUUUGAUUGCUGGAUUUGGACGUAAGGGUCAUGCUGUCGGAGAUAUUCCUGGUGUUAGAUUCAAGGUUGUGAAGGUUUCUGGUGUCUCCCUGUUGGCUCUCUUCAAGGAGAAGAAGGAGAAGCCCAGGUCUUAAGUUGAGGGGAGAAGAGCGUAUCUUCUGUUUUAGAUGGUUUUGUUAAAGGAUGUUACUUUAUAUUUUUGAGUGAAUUUUGUGAACAAUCUUUAUUAAUUUUAAGCUUUUGUUUUGAGUUUGGGACAA
Molecule: messenger RNA, 704 nt
Organism: Quercus robur (English oak)
Lineage: Eukaryota; Viridiplantae; Streptophyta; Magnoliopsida; Fagales; Fagaceae
Product: 40S ribosomal protein S23
Exons: 4
Coding region: 150-578 (142 amino acids)
Biological process (GO): translation
Cellular component (GO): ribosome; cytosolic small ribosomal subunit
Molecular function (GO): structural constituent of ribosome
Source: RefSeq, a predicted model, not a curated record